Leptopilina boulardi is the source of this 727-nucleotide messenger RNA. RefSeq lists its product as uncharacterized. Lineage: Eukaryota; Metazoa; Arthropoda; Insecta; Hymenoptera; Figitidae. The record is from RefSeq and is a predicted model, not a curated record. Bases 86 to 727 code for a protein of 213 amino acids. The transcript has 3 exons.
UUGUUUAGGUUAAUUUCGAUUUUUUAUUUAGGUAAAAAUAAUAUUUUUUUUUUAUUUUAAAUAGGUUUCGGUAAAUUGAAGGAAAAUGAAUUUAGUGGAUAAUAAUUUUAAAAGUUCGUACAAUCAUUCAUUUGGAAGACGAAAUAUUGUGAAUUAUCCACAUAAUAUUUAUGUUAACAAGGAAGUGAAAAAAAAUUUGAAAAUUCCUAUUUUUCGAGAAAAAUAUUUAUCAACUUAUGAGACAUCUUUUAGAUAUAAAAAACAAGAAGGCGUUAAUCACUAUCAACGAACGUCUGUUAAAGAAAAUUUGAAAAGAUUGCACGAAGAAUAUUUAGGAAAUCCGGUCAAGCCUCAUGGAACAACUACUGGUACAAGAGACAGAAAAUUAAAACUACCAUUUUUUACUUCUUUUGAGAGACAUCAACUACCGAAAAAUGUUGAUUGUUCCAUAAAAUUACGAGACAAUGAUAAAUUUACUAUUCCUAUUAAUGAGAAUAAUUUUCAAAAAUUAUUAGAUAUUUAUUCAACAACUUCUCAAUUGACACAUAUUGAUUUUUUUCGCAAUGAGAAAAAUAUAAUUUCACAAAAAUUUAACAAUGACAUUGAUAGUAAAAAUCGUCGAAAAUCUCAUUUUUACUUUUGUCCUAAAGAAAAAACAUUCUAUCGUCAAUUGCCAAAGCAAUUUUCUCAACUACCGUAUUCUGGAAAUAUUAACAGUUUUGUAUAA